GUGUGAGAGUGUGAGGAGAGGUGAGAUGGAGUCAGAGGAGACAGAAGGACGCACUUUAGUGCAGGUGAUCAGUGAGAAGUACAGCCCGGAAAACUUCCCAUACUGCCGUGGGCCAGGAGUUGGAGUGGUGAUCCGGUCGAGUCCCCAGGGUUCACCUGUCAAAGAUCGUCUGAAUCUGCCCAGAAUCCUGGUUCUGGAUAGUUGUGGAAUCACAGAGGCCGGAGAUGAAGAGGAGGUGGCCACUUUCUGUGCUCACGUGGUUGAGUUAGACCUCUCUCACAACCAGUUAAAAGACUGGGGAGAGAUAAGUAAGAUCCUGUCUAACAUCCCUAACCUAGACUUUCUUAAUCUGAGUAUGAAUCCACUGAGAGGGUCGAGUCUUGAGCCUGGAGCUGCUGAAGCGUUCUCAGGCCUCCGCCGCCUUGUGCUCAAUAACACGCAUGUCACCUGGGACAUGGUGCACACACUUACACGAGAGAUCCUAGAGCUGGAGGAAUUGUUUUUGUGUCUGAACGAGUAUGAGAGCGUGAGUGUAUCAUCUAUACCGUGCCCGUCCCUGCGCCUGCUGCAUAUCACAGAUAACCAGCUGCAGGAUUGGGCGGAGGUUCGUAAAUUGGGCCUUAUAUAUCCAGGCCUGGUGUCUCUUAUUCUGGCAAACAACUCCCUCUCAUCUAUCCACGAGCCUGAGGACUCUCUACUGAGACUCUUCCCCAACCUGCGCAGCAUCAACCUACACAACUCAGGUCUAUGUUGCUGGGAGGACAUUGAGAAACUGAAUUUCUUCCCAAAGCUUCAAGAGGUCAGAGUGAUGGGUAUUCCUUUACUGCAGCCCUACACCGAUCAGGAGAGACGUUAUCUUAUGGUAGCACAGUUGCCUCAUGUGACUGUAUUGAACGGCAGUGUUGUCACUAAUGGAGAAAGAGAGGAUGCAGAACGCUUUUUCAUCCGCUACCACCUCGACUGCCCUGAGGAUGAGCUACCCCAGAGGUUACAUCCUCUUACAGUCGUUCCACAGACAUUAAAGGUACCACACUUUGGUAGCACGCUAUGGCCGCCUAGCCCCACUUGCAGAGGUGGAUUUGCGCCCUCUCUGUCAUGUCCAGGUAGAGGUGCGUUUUGGGGACCAGACAGAGCCCCUAGAGCUCAGAUUGGAUCAGACAGUGGCAGACCUAAAGAAGCACUUGAGAGCCAUGGUCCAGCUACCCCCAAAAAAGAUACGUGUGUACUAUAUCGACCGGCAGCUUGGCUACGCACUAGAGCCUCAGGAAAUGAAAUAUGGAGCACGAGCACUUCAUUCCUACAGUAUACGAGAUGGAGAUGAAAUCUUGGUGGUGCCCAAGACACAGUGACAGAAAAGAGAGCAACAACUGAGCACUCUUUGGAAAAAUGACUGGUUGAGUUGUUUCCAGAAUUAUUGGAAUACCUUACCUUAACAAUCUUCCAAUACAGGCAAUGUGAAUGCUGUGAACAGUGCACAGAUCAGCAUGCUUUAUGUUGAGGACAGAGUAAAACUGCCACUCUGGUUUUCCAGAAUCUUCAGUUCUAUUUAAAAAUGGUCCCUAAAAACAGAUGUUGGAUCAGAAUUUAAAAAACCCUUUUAACAUUCACUGCUCUGUGGAUGUAUGUAUACAAGAAAAAAUGUGUGUACGUAAUAAUUUUUCUUGAUGUGUGUUUAUGAGACUGCUUCUCAGGAAUUACCCACAACUGCAUACAUGCCUCUACUCUAAAGAAUAUUUUAGCAUUUAUCAAAGGUGCAGUAUGGAAUAUUUGGCCCCCUAGUAGCUGAGGUGUAAAAUUCCAAGUUACUCGCGGAGGAACAUUAUUCUGGUAAUUAUGUGAUUUGGGCUUCGACUUAGCUCUUCAGCAUGGCUGAAUAUGAUAGUUUGAGGCAUACCGGUGUAACCAUGGAUACGGGCAAUCCUUUUGUAAUAAUAAUAAUAAUAAUAAUUUAUGCAUUUAGCAGAUGCUUUUAUCCAAAGCGACUUACAGUGCAUUCAGGCUAUACAUUUUUUACCAGUAUGAAAGUUUUGAAAGAGCAAAUGUCAUUAGCAAUGUCAAAACUCGCCCCCUCCUAAAAGAAAGAAGAAGUAAGAAGACAAAUAUCCAUUAAUAAUGUCUUUUGAGCAGGUAAUAGUCUUCCACUGUAGUGGAAAGUGAUUGCUUAUAUGAUCUCUCAUAUGGUUUAUUUUUGAAUGAUCCAUUGUAUUUAUAAUGUUCCUGAGUGGUUAUGGCUACAAGCUAUCAGAACUAACACACCUCCCACCACAUCAUACAUGCAUUGCAAUAGCCAAACAUUUUUCUCCUUAUUUUACAGACAUCACGUAGCCACACAAAGAGGAAUUAUAUGAACGUAGCAUUUCCUGCGAAAUCGGAAAGUUCAAAUGAUAAAUUAUUAUAAACUUACCAUAAACUUAAAUCAGGUUAAGGCAAUU
This is a messenger RNA of Sinocyclocheilus anshuiensis, 2432 nucleotides long. Its product is annotated as tubulin-specific chaperone cofactor E-like protein. Gene Ontology annotation, molecular function: protein binding. The transcript has 8 exons. The coding region runs from base 26 to 1321 and encodes 431 amino acids. Lineage: Eukaryota; Metazoa; Chordata; Actinopteri; Cypriniformes; Cyprinidae. The record is from RefSeq and is a predicted model, not a curated record.